AUGGUUCGUCACGCUACUACAAACGCCGUCAUAUUCGACGAAGGACUAGGUUUUUUCCUUGUCAAAGCUUUAACUCAUGGACAGAAAGCCCAAUCCGACAUCAAGUUCGCCAACAUAGUCCACCCCACCAUCGCCCCAGAACUAAUCUAUACCACACAAUACCUCCACGUCAAAGACGCCCUGUACUUCAAGUUCUGCAACGGCGGCGAUCUCCGCCAAGUAAUCGACCUCUACGUCAAGAAGGAAGAGAACGUCCCCGAGGAUUUCAUCUGGCACUGGCUGAAGACCGCAUGUUCCCACGUCGCCAGUCUCCAUUACCCGCUUGACCAUCGAGAUGCAGUAGACCCGCUCAUCCACCGCGAUAUCUGGCAAGGUAAUUUCUUCCUCGACUGGCCGAACCCCAUCCCAGACCCAGCUCCCCUCCCGCAGAUCCUGCUAGGAGACUUUGGCUCUGCACAAUACGUGUCGGACGGAGACGUAGGGCGCGGCCCAACCGGCAUCGGAAACGAUAUCUACAGCAUCGCGUUCGUGCUUCUCGUUCUCUUGCUCGGGAAACCGCUUGCUUUUGCAGGAGACAAUGUUCAGCAGGAUGAAGUCCGAGACCUGAUUCCAGACAUGUACUCAGAUGAAAUCAAGGACGUCGCGGUCGAGCUUUCCGAACACGUUGUAGGUACGAGAUUCCGCGUCCGGGAUGCGCAGAUCGUCAACUGGAGCGAACCAGACACGUUGGAUCUGGCGCGCGAUCUGAUCGCACUCGGAGAUCGGAUGUUGGCGAGGUUCGCUGAGGAUGGUCCACCUACCGAUCUUAGCUGGACGAAGCCGGAGGUGAGUGAUUUGCCUCUUUUCUUUGCCGAUGCUGCUUCUUUGGAUGAAUGGUGCGUUGUGAAUAAUGAGGAUAGACCACUUGAGGGUAGGUACUUCCUUGUUCCUAUUCAGCAGGAUUCACUGCGUAUCCUGCGUCGUUCGGAUCGUUUGAAUCCUGGGCAGUAUAGACGGCCUGUGAAGAGAAGUCGAGAUGACGAAGAACAAGAAGAAGCAUCUGAAGUUACGCGUUUGCGUCGUUGA
Mollisia scopiformis is the source of this 1065-nucleotide messenger RNA. RefSeq lists its product as uncharacterized. Bases 1 to 1065 code for a protein of 354 amino acids. The transcript has 2 exons. The record is from RefSeq and is a predicted model, not a curated record. Gene Ontology annotation, biological process: protein phosphorylation. Gene Ontology annotation, molecular function: protein kinase activity; ATP binding. Lineage: Eukaryota; Fungi; Ascomycota; Leotiomycetes; Helotiales; Mollisiaceae.